Molecule: messenger RNA, 1467 nt
Organism: Ilex paraguariensis (yerba mate)
Lineage: Eukaryota; Viridiplantae; Streptophyta; Magnoliopsida; Aquifoliales; Aquifoliaceae
Source: the annotation of a GenBank genome assembly
CUCACACUCUCACUCUCACGCCCGCUCUCUGUGCAGAGACGAAGAACAGCAUAACCAUGGAGAACCUUCAUCAGAGCUUAGAUCCAGAGACGGAGUUUUUAGCCUCAAAACAAGGGACUGGUAAUGAAUGGGAACUAUACAAAGAGAAUGUGCGACCUUUGAAGAGAGGCAGAAACGUUUGUCUCCUCAACGACGCCCUCAGAUCCCACACCCACAAUAAGCUCAAGAAAUCUAUUCUUGAGAAUCGAAGGCGGUUGAUUGAAUCGAUUGAUGAAUAUAAGGGCGAUGAUCCCCUCCAGCCAUGGCUUGAGUGCAUUAAAUGGAUUCAGGAGGCUUUCCCUCCUGGUGGAGACUGCUCGGGACUGGUCGUGAUUUACGAACAAUGUGUGCGGACUUUUUGGCAUGAGGACCGUUAUAAGAAUGAUCUCCGUUACCUGAAAGUGUGGUUGGAAUAUGCUGAAAAUUGUAUUGACGCUGAAGUUAUAUAUAGUUUUCUGGAAGCAAACAAAAUUGGGCAGACACAUUCGUCUUUCUACAUAUCAUAUGCUCUGCACAUGGAAUCAAGGCAUAAGAUUAAAACUGCAAAUGAUAUAUUUAAUCGUGGGAUGACUAUGAAUGCUCAGCCAAUUGAGAAACUGAGAGCAGCCUACAAGAAAUUUCUAGCGCACUCAAUGAGAGGACCAAAAGCUACGGAUGAUUUAAUGGAGAAUCACUUACCAGCUCGAAGCUUUGGAACUGUCUUGGCCAGGGGAGAAGCUCGAAGCCAGACAACAAAGGGUUUUGAUCUCGCUAGGGAAAAUUUGAAACAAGACAGGGCCCAUCGAACUCCACUCGCAAUUUUCAAAGACAUCAGCACCGAUGUUACCUUAGGUCAUCAAUCAGAGUCGUCAAAGGCAGACUUGAAAUCUUGGCACAGUCUUGGUGCUCGGGCAGAGAGAAAUAAAGAGAAUAAUGCUUUACCUUCCAAGUGGACAUCAAAUAAGAUUCCACGCAGAAAUGGGCAUAGAUUUGGAGAAGCAAAUGGCAGUGCCUGCAUUGAGGUCUUUGUGGACGAGGAAUGCAUAGAGGAACAACAUAAAGUGGGAAAUGAAGAUGUAAAAUCUUCGAUUUUGCAGCUUAGACAUGGGGAUGGUAAAGACUUUAAAAGGGAAACAGAGUUAUUGAGGGAAAAUCCGUUACGCAAUUUUCCCACAAGCUUUCUGCCUAGAUGAUCAAGAAUGCUGCAGUAUUAAUACAUAUUUUCUGCCUAGAUGAUCAGCUUUGAUGUUUAAAGCUUGAUCCACAUCAUUUAUAUGUUAAACCUGUUAAAUGCUUGGAAAUAUUUACUGACUUGGUUUCUUUCAGAAACCUUGAUAGAUUGUUGAGCAAGCACACUUGUGCUGUGUGUGAAUUGAUAUCUCUGUGUUCAUUGAAGCCAUAUUUGUGAUCUUCUUGGUUUAUUAUUUAAAGUCGAUUCCGUGUUUUAUA